GUAAAUAUUUUGUAUGCAAAUAUUUGAUUUGGAUUUAUUAUUAGGAGUAGAAUGUUACUAGCUAAAACAUACACUUAAUUUACUAUGUAGACAUUCUUACUAUUGACGAUCGGUUGAGUUCUUAGGAUAAACAAAACAAACAUUAAAUUAAUAAAUACAGCUUAAAAUGCGGUGCUGUGUACCCUUUUGUUACAAUUCUUCAAGAAAUGCCUCUACGUCGCAAGGAAUAACUUAUCAUAGGUUCCCACUAGAGCCUGGUCCUCGUAAAUCCUGGUUGCAAGCGUUAAACAAAGAUGAUGCGAGCCUACCUGCCCGUGCAGUGGUCUGUUCCCAACACUUCUUAUACGAUGACUUCUAUGAGACUAAAACUGGCACUAGGAAAGUCAGGGCCGAGGCUGUGCCUUUAGUCAUACAUGUAUGCUUAAUAUGCCUCGACACUGACAGAAAAAUGUAUCCAUUGAAUAAAUAUCAUUUGAAAGAACCAUACAAAAACUUAACAGGUUUUGUGUUGGAAAAUAAAGAAAAGAUGCCUAAAACAUUAUGCGGCGAGUGUGCGCAAAGACUAAUGAACUUCAACAAAUUCAGGAAUAAAAGCAUGCGUGCACACUCACUUAUGUUGGGCCUGGUCAAAAAACACAAAUCUAUAACAAUACAGAAUAUACAAACAAUAAAUCGUCAAGAACACGAUCUAUCGUCAAACAUAGUUCGAAAACUGUUUGAACCUGAUAGUUACGAUUUAUACGUUUCAGACGACGUUCAGGAAAAUACUACAGUUUUAGACGACAUCAACUUAAAAGACCAAGUAACAGUCAAAGAUGAAAACUUCACUUACACAGAUGAAGAUUACGUUGACACUAAAGAUGAAGUAAAUUUAAAUAACGAAGAUUGCAUUAACGAUGAUUUAAUCGAAGGUAAUUUAAAUAACGGUGUCUUGAAUAACGAAGAUCUGAGUAACGUUAACUUAAAUCACGAAAACGCUGAUAACGACGCGGACUUUGCAGCGAAUAAUGAUUUCAACGAUUACUCAACCGACGACAGUUUACCUUUGGAAACUAAACGCAAGAAAAUUAUGAAGAAAGAAAAAAUUAAAAGCAAAAAAGUCAAAGUUAAAGUUAUCGAACCUAAAAUAGAUCGCAGAAGGAAGCCGUUAUUGAACAACGAUCUAAACGAGACUUUGUUUACUAUAACUGACCUUAGUUUCGAUGAACAGAUUGCAGAUAUUACGAAGAGGCAAGAGUCUGCGAACUAUAAGAACUCCAGGUUCAAAUGCACGAUGUGUUUCAAGGGGUUCCUGGACGAAGAAGCGUACAACGGACAUAUGUCAAGGCAUACUAACCAAUGCGGCGAGUACGAAUGCGAUAUAUGCAAGACGCAUUUCAAACAUCCGCACGCAUUGAGAAAGCACAUUACCGCACACCAUACGCAGAGAUUCAGCUGCAACUCUUGUCCGUACAUCACUACGCACAGACAAACCGCAAGACUGCACGAGAGGUGGCAUAGAGGCACCAAAUACCAGUGCCCCCACUGCCCGGAUGAGUUUGUUAAAUUCACUACCUACAUGGGUCACAUCCGCAUAAAACAUCCUUCCGACUUCGUCUGCGCACUGUGCGGAUAUUCCUUCGUGAGCGAGAAGGGAAUCGAUCUACACAAGAAGCUCAAACACAGACUCGAUGACAGAGAUAUACCAGAGGACGGUCCACUAUGCGAACUCUGCAACGUCCGGUUCGUGUCCGAAGCUGCGUACAAGAGGCAUCGGCAGGUCUCGGCGAAGCACAACGAUGACAUAAAGGAGAAGUCGAAGGGCAGGAAGUCGAGGGAGAUGAAGGAGAAGUCGAAACCGGACUGCUCGGAGAGAAACGAGAGGAGAAUGUACCCAAGUCAGAUAAGGAAGGCUGAGGGGCCCAUAUCCUGUGAGCAGUGCGGCAUGCAACUGGAGGAUUCCAGAGCGUACCACGGUCACUUCAGGCGGCACCAUCCGGACAAGAAUCGAACCAAGUACCCUUCGAUGAAAUCGCCGUUCAUGUGCGAGUCCUGCGGCCGGAUGUUUCAGAGCUACGCGCUCCUUAAAGACCACCGCUGGGUACACACGGGCGAGCGUCCGUUCGCGUGCGACGCGUGCGGGAAGUCCUUCCGUAUGAAACAGCGUCUGGUGGCACACCGGCGGGUACACAGCCAGAUACGCGCCACGUAUGUGUGCAAUCUGUGCGGGAAGAGCUUCUCAACGCACAGCAACCGACAGAGGCAUAUGGUGAUCCACACUGGCCUCAAGCCGUUCAAAUGCGAGAUGUGCGGCAAAUGUUUUAAGCAUUCGAGCGAGAAACGCGCCCACGUGACUUAUGUGCACCUCAAGAAGCCAUGGCCGAAGCGUUCUCGGGGAAAGCGGCGCGCGGACAGACCGGGACAGCUGCAGCCCCAAGGCGCGAUACCUGCCGGUGUGAGCGAGAUGGAUAUAGGCCAGGUGUGGGGCGCUUGUGACCCGAAGCAUCACAGUUUAAACAUGCUGGAAGACAAACCUAUUUAUUAUAAUAACAUUAAGAUAUAAAUUAUUAAUAAUUAUUUUUAUUCGGGUUUUUAUUAAAACUAGCAUUUGAAGGACAUGACUUAAUUGAGACCCAGGUUGUCUGAACAUUUUUUUUUUCAACUCAUUACGGCCGGUUGGCGCAGUGGGCAGCG
Molecule: messenger RNA, 2673 nt
Organism: Pararge aegeria (speckled wood butterfly)
Lineage: Eukaryota; Metazoa; Arthropoda; Insecta; Lepidoptera; Nymphalidae
Product: zinc finger protein 595-like
Exons: 12
Coding region: 167-2542 (791 amino acids)
Cellular component (GO): nucleus
Molecular function (GO): zinc ion binding
Source: RefSeq, a predicted model, not a curated record